GCAGCAGAGGUUUGUGUGCGGAACUUCAGGGCUGCAGAAGCCUUUUGUCUUGAGCUCUGCCUACACAGUUGGACCGGAUCUGACAAUGAAGAUGAGCGUGGAAUGCAGAUGGAUCGGUCAAGGCAAGUUUCCAAUAUAGAGCUUCUUAUUUGGAGUUACACCUGAGAGUGACCGUGUCUGAUGGAUUACGCUGUUUUCUCCGAACUGCUGACAUGAAUCCUGAGGCCAGUGAGAUGUGGAAGCGCUCGCCGUCAGGACAGCUCUGAGAUCUGGAUGAGCCUUCGAGCAACACGAGAACUUUCAAGUGAAGGAGUCGAACCAUGGACUUGUUGUUAUGGUGUGGCGUCGGACAGAUCGUGUGCUUUUAGCCUGUUUGUAGCACCCUCUACCCCCUCACCCCAUGUCACAGCUUCCUCUGAAUUAUGGAAAUUUUGUGGAAGACGCUGACUUGGACACUGAGCCUGGUGGUGAUGGCUGCUUCUGAAUUUCAAAGCGUCAACAGACUUUCACACAACUCUCAGGAGGAGUUCCUGUCCUACCUGCAGCACUACCAGCUGGCUGUCCCGGUGCGGGUGGAUGAGAACGGAGAGUUCCUGAGCUACACUGUGAAGCAUCACCGGCCGGGCCGACGGAGACGAGGCGCCGUGGACCCCAUGAUGGGACACCCGCCGGCGUUAGACCCGGAUCCCCCGGAGUCCCGCCUCUUCUACAAACUGUCAGCCUACGGAAAGCACUUUCACUUAAACCUGACACUCAACCCCCACCUGGUGUCGAAACAAUUCACAGUGGAGUACUGGGGCAAAGAAGGGCUGGAGUGGCGUCAUAAUGUGGUAGAAAACUGUCACUAUGUGGGAUUCUUGCAAAAUCAGCACAGCACGACCAGAGUGGCGCUCAGCAACUGCAAAGGCCUGCAUGGUGUGAUAACAACAGAGGACGAACAGUAUUUGAUAGAGCCAUUGAAGAACAUAACCUUCUCCACCUCUGGUGAAUGGAACCUGGAAGAAGCACAGCAACAUGUUAUUUAUAAAAUGUCUGCCAUUCCCUCUCCACAAGAGCAUAGCCAGGAGUUCAGCUGUGGCAUUUCAGACCUCAUAAAGAGCAGUGUACCUUGCCAGUCCAGCACGCCCCCUCCUGUCCACUCACCUCCCGUUCCCAAAAACAUCAGUGAGCAGUCGAACAGCACCCACAGACAGAGGCGCUCGGUUAGCAGCGAGCGCUUCGUGGAGACGCUUGUGGUUGCCGAUAAAAUGAUGGUCGGCUACCACGGACGGAAAGACAUCGAGCACUACAUCCUGUCUGUAAUGAAUAUUGUUGCCAAACUUUACCGUGAUGCCAGUCUAGGAAAUGUUGUGAACAUUAUUGUGACCCGCUUGAUUGUUCUCACCGAAGAUCAGCCUAACUUGGAGAUUAACCAUCAUGCUGACAAGUCUCUGGACAGCUUCUGUAAGUGGCAGAAGUCCAUCCUGUCUCAUCAUGGUGAUGGAAACAGCAUUCCUGAAAAUGGAAUGGCUCACCAUGAUAACGCUGUCCUGAUCACACGGUAUGACAUCUGUACCUACAAGAACAAACCCUGUGGUACCUUAGGCUUGGCCUCAGUAGCUGGAAUGUGUGAGCCAGAGAGAAGCUGCAGCAUCAAUGAAGACAUCGGCCUCGGUUCUGCUUUCACCAUCGCACAUGAGAUCGGCCACAAUUUUGGGAUGAACCAUGAUGGAAUCGGGAAUUCCUGCGGUACCAAAGGCCACGAGACAGCCAAACUGAUGGCGGCUCACAUAACAGCCAACACCAACCCUUUCUCCUGGUCAGCCUGCAGCAAAGACUACAUCACCAGCUUCCUCGACUCAGGUCGGGGGACGUGUCUGGACAAUGAACCUCUGAAACGAGACUUCCUGUACCCAACAGUGGCCCCGGGGCAGGUGUACGAUGCAGACGAGCAGUGUCGCUUCCAGUACGGAGCCUCCUCACGGCAGUGCAAGUAUGGGGAAGUGUGUAGAGAGCUCUGGUGCCUUAGCAAAAGCAACCGCUGUGUAACUAACAGUAUACCUGCCGCAGAGGGGACUCUGUGCCAGACGGGGAGCAUUGAGAAAGGGUGGUGCUACCAGGGGGAAUGCGUGGCGUUCGGUACCUGGCCUCAGAGUGUGGACGGAGGUUGGGGGCCCUGGUCCUUAUGGGGGGAGUGCAGCAGGACCUGUGGGGGCGGUGUUUCCUCCUCCAUGAGGCACUGUGACAGCCCAGCCCCAUCUGGAGGAGGAAAAUACUGUCUCGGGGAGAGGAAACGCUACAGAUCUUGCAACACCGAUGCCUGCCCUGCCGGUGCGCGUGACUUUCGGGAGAAGCAGUGUGCAGACUUUGACAGCAUGCCUUUUCGUGGGAAGUACUACAACUGGAAACCUUACACUGGUGGUGGUGUUAAGCCCUGUGCGCUGAACUGCUUGGCAGAAGGCUAUAACUUCUACACAGAGCGCUCUCCUGCAGUCAUAGACGGCACCCGAUGUCAAGCAGACUCCCUGGACAUCUGCAUCAAUGGAGAGUGUAAGCAUGUUGGCUGCGACAACAUCCUGGGCUCUGAUGCAAAAGAAGAUCGAUGCCGUGUGUGUGGAGGGGACGGCAGCACCUGCGAGGCAACUGAGGGACUCUUCAAUGAGUCUCUACCACGAGGAGGCUACAUGGAGGUGAUUCAGAUCCCAAAAGGAUCAGUUCACAUCGAGAUCAAAGAAGUCGCCAUAUCAAAGAAUUAUAUUGCCCUGAAAUCAGAAGGGGAUGAUUAUUACAUCAAUGGAGCAUGGACCAUCGACUGGCCAAGGAAGUUUGACAUCGCAGGAACGGCCUUUCACUACAAGAGACCCUCUGAUGAGCCGGAGUCUUUAGAGGCGCUGGGAGCUACCACUGAAAACCUGUUUGUCAUGGUCCUCCUUCAGGAACAGAAUCUUGGAAUCCGAUACAAAUUCAACGUGCCCAUCCAACGGACAGGAAGCGGAGACAACGAGGUGGGGUUCUCUUGGCACCACCUACCCUGGUCUGAAUGUUCGGCUACCUGUGCAGGAGGGUCCCAGAAGCAGGAGGUGGUGUGUAAAAGGCUGGAUGACAACUCGGUGGUCCAAAACAGUUACUGUGACCCAGACAGCAAACCUCCAGAGAACCAGAGAGACUGCAACACAGAGCCCUGCCCUCCAGAGUGGUUUAUUGGUGACUGGUCAGAGUGUGGGAAGACAUGCGAUGGCGGGAUAAGAACUCGGACGGUCUUGUGCAUCAGAAAGAUCGGCCCCGCUGAGGAGGAGACGCUGGAGGACACCCACUGUCUGACUCACAGACCCAUCGAACGCGAGUCCUGCAACAACCAGUCCUGCCCGCCCAAGUGGGUCACUCUGGACUGGUCAGAGUGCACGCCAAAAUGUGGACCUGGCUUUAAGCACCGCAUCGCCUUGUGUAAAAGCAGUGACCUGACCAAGACCUUCCCUCCCGCACAUUGCCCGAGCCACAAUAAACCUCCAGUCCGAAUCCGCUGCAGUUUAGGACGCUGUCCUCCUCCUCGAUGGAUCCCUGGUGAAUGGGGACAGUGUUCGGCUCAGUGCGGCCUCGGUCAGCAGAUGAGGACGGUGCAGUGUUUGUCGUACACCGGGCAGCCGUCGAAUGAGUGCGCAGAGUCCCUCCGACCAACCACCAUGCAGCAGUGUGAGAGCAAGUGUGACGCUACCCCCAUCUCCAACGGUGACGAAUGCAAAGAUGUGAACAAAGUGGCCUACUGCCCGCUGGUGCUGAAGUUCAAAUUCUGCAGCCGUGCAUACUUCAGGCAGAUGUGCUGCAAGACCUGCCAGGGCCACUGACCGCUGGAGCACGAGGGCGUGACACAGCGAGAGAAAAAGAAAGAUGGAGGGAGGCUUAUACGGCACUGAAAGGAGAGAAAAAAAACGGGGAAGACUGAAAAAAAAAAAAAGCGUCAGCACCAGAGGACGAGAACGAAACAGAAGUGAAGAUUUCCCUGUUUGUCACCCCUGCUCCUCCUGCCCUCCAUCACGGUGGAAUCCAUACCACUGCUCAGCCCACAACGCUGACACAAACUUUAUUUUCUUAAUUUUCACUUCUGUGAAGUGGAACUCGGAAGAUUAUAUGUUGGUGAUGUUAUUUUUAUUAUAAUAAUAAUUAUUAAUAUCAUUGUUAGUCUUCCUUCGUGUUGUUUCAUGAAUCCAAAGUGCUGGACACAUCGCUCACCGAGGAUGUUUCCCCCGCAGACGGACAGACAGAGGGGAGGGGACAACUCCUCACCGGGAGACGGGGUUUGGGAGUUGAACACGUCGGACUCCUGUCUUUGGGAUGACUGUGAUGGUGCUAUUGGCAGACUUUUGUCUUUGGUGCACUUUUAUUUCUGUGUAAAUACUUUGCCAAUUUACCGCUCAAAUACAGCGACAGAGAAACCCCAUCAGUGUACUGUAUAUUUAUUGUACAAUUCCAAACAGAGCUGAGAUAUUGUCCUCCGUUCAUGUUGUUGUCAGAGUAGCCCACUGUCAUGGAAGGAAAUGUAAUGUGAUGAAUUCAUAUUCAGUGUCUCUGUGCUGGAGUUAAAUAUAACAUCAUGUACCGUACAUUAAACCCUUAUAUACUGUAAGGAUUUAUAUACUAUAUAUGAAAUUAAUCCAGGACUAGAAAAUACCAAGAUUGUACUAAUUCUAUCCCCACAUGGGUGCCUUAGUUCCUCACUAAUUAGUCAAAAAUUAGCAUGAAGAUAAUAUCAGAGUGUGCCUGGGCUGAAUGAAACACUGUUACCAAACUGGCCUUUACUAAACAUCCCAUUAAGGAGCUUUCAGUUCCCAUUUGAAGGAUUCAUGUUGAAGGAGCAUAUUCAGUGAAGCAGCUUGUUCAUUGGAGUCACAGUGCUGUCACUUUCUUAUCCUGCUACUGUCAAAUCAUGGUCAGCCAUCUCUUUUUUAUUUCAACAGAAAGCAAAACAUUUGUUUAGAUGUGCUGUUUACCUUCCUGCAGAGAGUUACAUGAGAAGAUUGCUAUAAUGCCAGAAUUUUAACUUGAAUAUGAGUUUUGUCAAAAUUGAACAAAGUUGAUGCAUGUUUCAAUGCCAAGGCUACAAAAACUUUAAGUCCUAAACACCCAAAGCCUGGUCAUUUCUUGUUUUGAUUAACAUAAUCUGCAACUCCUGCACAUUGUCUAAAUUGGACAAAUACACUGGCAGCAUCUCCCUGCUAAAACUUCUCCAGUGUAUUGUUUGCAGAAGUCACUUUUAUAAUCACGUUUUUAAAGGUAUCAAAGAAUUGAAAAUUCUGACAACCUUAGCAGUAAAUAAGGCUUUUCAUCUUGACUAUAAAUAUAAAGCUUAAGCCUGGAGAUAGUGAGCUUAGCGUAGCAUAAAGACAGGAAGCAGGAGGGACAGAUAGCCUGCUUUUGUCCAAAUAUGUACCUACCUGCACCUCUUAGAUCACAUCUAACAGGUUCUAUCUACUGUUUUAAAACAUUUAAAAUGAAUCUUUGAAUUACAUAAAUACAUGCAAAGCUAACGACAAUGCAAAUUUAACAUCUACUUCGUAAAAUUAUGUCAUACAUGCUGUUAGAGUUGAAUAGGGCAGAACUUUUUUAUUUCUGACCUUUUAAAAUUAGAAAAAGUGCCUAUGUCCAUGGUAGCUAAUUUUUUUGUGCUGGCAGCUUUAACAACCUCAGUUUCAGAGUGCUUCUCGCCGCGCUCGCUGUUGCUAAGUUACAAAAGUUGACUUCUGAUCCGUUUUUUAAAGAUUAUUUUUGGGGCAUUUUUUGGAUUUAUUUGAUAGGACAGCUAUAAGGAAAUAUGUGGAGAGAGAAUGGGGGAAGACAUGCACCUAACGGGGAUGGCUGGGACUUGAUCCUGCAACUGGUGCAUUGGGGACCAUACCCUCUGCUUAUGUGCACCUGCUCUACCUGCUGAGCUAAGCCAGGAUCCCUAAGACAUCAUUUUUAAAUAUUUCCAUGUUUAAUAUUCCCCUUUACUCAAGGAAUGAUCUAACCUUGCAAAGCCAGUGGACUAGCCAAAUUCCAUAUCUGUCAUCAGGUAGAUUUGUCUUGCAAAGCUCCAAUCUGGUCUGAGAACAGACGGACCAAUCAGUGUCAUUUGCUGAGAAUAAGGUGGUAGCUACAGGCGGGGUUUUGUUGUACUGCAAGCUGGUGAACAAUGGUGGCCAGUGUAGGGAUUAGCUUUGAUGUUGCAAUAGCAUAGUGGCAGUUUUUAUCAGAUCUGGACAUUCCUUUAUAUCCAGAAGAGUAAAGAACCUCUCAGCAUUAUUGGUUUGAUUCACCAUCUGGCUCCACUAACAGUUACAACAGCAGCUACUGUGUUGAGUUUACUCCAAAACUGUGCAUGCCUGCUAUGCAUGUUUCUUUGCUCUGAUUGGCUCGUAAUAAGUAAGACAGGGAAGGAAAUAUUACAAAAAACAUGCAAUGUAAAAUAAUUUUGUCCUGGCAGUUGUAGCAGCUUGAGGACUGGAACCUUUACCCUUGAAAAGCUGAGUCAGAUCAGCUUCACUGCCACCUUUGUUGUUUACAAAGCUGAUAUCAGAAGUCCCGCCCCUUCUAGAUGUUGAUUGGCCAGAGAGGGAGAAGUGACACUGAUAAGUGCAGCACUGUUCCAAAAGUUGAGCUAUUUUCAACUGAGUGCAGCGACUAAAGAACAGAGGGCAUUUUGAAUUCAGUACGCAGAUGAACUCUGAGUUGCUUUGAUUUUGCAUUGAAAGAAGAGCACUGUCAACAUAAAAAAAACAUGGUCGCUGUGGACACAGGCCCUACCUUUGGUAUUUUUGCAUUUCCUUUUUUUGCAUUGAGAGAUAGAAUAUUUGACAUGAGUGCAAGAAACCAACAUGGUGGAUUCUGUAAAUCUGUAUGUUGUUUAACUCAAGCUAUUAGUCAUAUUUUAACUGUUCAACAUAAGAAGCAGAAAAUCAUUUUGUGUUCAGUGUAAACCCAGUAUUAAAGUCACUAGCAGGUUGAAUGUUUUGCCUUAUUCCCAGUCUGUAUGCUAAGCUAGGCUAAAUGUCCCCUCAUGCUGUUCUUAUAUUGAUCUUGCCUGAUUCUCAGAAAGAAAGGGAAUAUGCUCUUUUCAGAAUGUUGAACUUUCCCUUUAAAUUGUUUGCUGGUGCAAAAAAAACUCACUACAUUCAACAUCUACAUUGCCAUUGCCACGCCACAGCUUCAGACAACCCUCCAGUAAAAGUCAUUCCCUAACUAAAUCCUAACUAAGUUCCCAUGCAGUACUGUGUUAACCUCCUUUCCCCCUCCUGUUCUGCUCCAAGGGUUACGGCCUUCCCAGGCUUCUGGUGCUAACAAGUGGGUGCUCCUAUUCAACCCUCCCCAGUGUGCUUAAAAGUGAGGCUGGAUCCAAACAAUGUAUGAAAUAAUAAACUUAUCAAUAUCUCUGUUGGUUAAAUGCUGGUCAUGUUAUUGUUGUUUGUAUCUUUUUAUACCUCACACUGGGAAAUGUCAUUGUUAACCAUGUAUUGCUGUGGAUGCUCGCCCAGUCGUUAGUGAUCCCUCUGUCCAGGGGACGAGAAAAGCCUAUGAAACAUCACACUUUUUAUGGAGGAGGAGAAAUCUGAGAGACAUUGUAGGAGUGUGCAAGAAUCUCAUCAAAGCUGUUAACAACUAAUUUCUAAUUUUGCUGCUGCUACUUUUUUGUAGCCACCUUCAGUAUGACAGACUUUAUUUUGGUUACCAAACCUUGAAUGAGGCCGCUGGGAGAGGACAGUGGAUGCUGGGAAGCGUUUGAAAUCUUCAAACUGCUUGGACUAACUCAUCCACUCGGUGUGGGAAACAGAGCCUCCAGAAAAAGAAGUGAAACAAUCAAACUGGUACUCAUUGCUGUGAACUUGGAUGUUUGAAUGUCACAUUGCUUAUACCUGUACCGAAAGUGCAAGAGAAUGAAAAAGCAUUAUGUGAUUAUUUGCUUAUAUUUUAUAUACAGUAUUAAUGUUGGUACACUGUUACUAAUUUUUUUUCAAAUGUAAAUUAUAUGCUAAUUUAUUGCGUUGUCUCACUUGUACAUUUAUUUCACUGCAUGUAAACUGAAAUUUAGCAUAGUGAAAAAAAUGCAGUGAUACAGCCCUUC
Messenger RNA from Cheilinus undulatus (humphead wrasse), 8071 nucleotides. RefSeq names its product ADAM metallopeptidase with thrombospondin type 1 motif, 6 (gene adamts6). Gene Ontology annotation, cellular component: extracellular matrix. Gene Ontology annotation, molecular function: metalloendopeptidase activity. The record is from RefSeq and is a predicted model, not a curated record. Gene Ontology annotation, biological process: extracellular matrix organization; proteolysis. The transcript is spliced from 25 exons. Bases 423 to 3821 code for a protein of 1132 amino acids. NCBI's taxonomy places the organism in Eukaryota, Metazoa, Chordata, Actinopteri, Labriformes, Labridae.